AUGUCUGCCCCUGCUGCUGGUAAUGCUCAAGGUGAAGUGCCAACUUUCAAAUUGGUUUUAGUCGGUGAUGGUGGUACCGGUAAGACUACUUUUGUCAAGAGACAUUUGACUGGUGAAUUCGAGAAGAAAUAUAUUGCCACUAUUGGUGUCGAGGUCCAUCCACUAUCCUUUUACACAAAUUUCGGUGAGAUCAAGUUCGAUGUGUGGGACACAGCUGGUCAGGAGAAAUUUGGUGGUCUAAGAGAUGGUUACUACAUCAACGCCCAAUGUGGUAUCAUCAUGUUCGAUGUCACUUCUAGAAUCACCUACAAGAACGUUCCAAACUGGCACAGAGAUUUGGUGCGUGUUUGUGAAAACAUUCCAAUUGUGCUAUGUGGUAAUAAGGUCGAUGUUAAGGAGAGAAAGGUCAAGGCCAAGACUAUCACUUUCCACAGAAAGAAGAACCUACAAUACUAUGAUAUAUCUGCCAAGUCUAACUACAACUUUGAGAAGCCAUUCUUGUGGUUGGCUAGAAAAUUGGCUGGUAACCCACAAUUGGAAUUCGUUGCAUCUCCAGCAUUGGCCCCACCAGAAGUUCAAGUCGACGAACAAUUGAUGCAACAAUACCAACAGGAAAUGGAACAAGCUACUGCAUUGCCAUUGCCUGAUGAGGACGAUGCUGAUUUGUAA
Torulaspora delbrueckii is the source of this 669-nucleotide messenger RNA. It is a transcript of the gene GSP1, whose product is annotated as Ran GTPase GSP1. The record is from RefSeq and is a predicted model, not a curated record. Lineage: Eukaryota; Fungi; Ascomycota; Saccharomycetes; Saccharomycetales; Saccharomycetaceae. Gene Ontology annotation, biological process: protein import into nucleus; ribosomal subunit export from nucleus. The transcript has a single exon. The coding region runs from base 1 to 669 and encodes 222 amino acids. Gene Ontology annotation, cellular component: nucleus; cytoplasm. Gene Ontology annotation, molecular function: GTP binding; GTPase activity.